CUUUCCCACCCGCCCUGAUUUCACAGGGAUAACCGUUUUAUUUGUUUUUGUUUUUCGCGUUUCUUGCCUCUCACAGAAUGGCCCGGUUUGGAGACGACGUUCCCAGCACGCUGGGACCCGGGGACGGAGGUUCGGAGCGAAUCGGGGACAGUGAGGGACCUGCCGGGUCCGCCGGAGGAGGCUCGGCGUCACUGAAACAGACCAAAGCGCAGAGGGCUCGCACCAUGGCCCUGUACAACCCCAUCCCCGUAAGGCAGAACUGUCUCACCGUCAACAGGUCGCUUUUCAUUUUCGCAGAAGACAACAUUAUUAGGAAGUACGCAAAGAAGAUCAUAGAAUGGCCUCCUUUUGAGUACAUGAUCCUGGCCACCAUCAUCGCCAACUGUGUGGUCCUGGCCCUGGAGCAGCACCUGCCGGGAGAGGACAAGACCCCCAUGUCCAAGAGGCUGGAGAAAACAGAGCCCUAUUUCAUCGGAAUCUUCUGCUUCGAGGCGGGGAUCAAGCUGGUGGCACUGGGCUUUGUGUUCCACAAGGGCUCAUACCUGCGCAAUGGCUGGAACGUGAUGGACUUCAUUGUGGUGCUCAGUGGGAUUCUGGCUACUGCAGGGGCGCACAUGAACAUCCCAGUGGACCUGCGGACUCUCAGGGCAGUGCGGGUGCUCAGACCCCUCAAACUCGUCUCUGGGAUCCCCAGUCUGCAGAUCGUGCUGAAGUCGAUCAUGAAGGCGAUGGUGCCCCUCCUGCAGAUCGGCUUGCUGCUCUUCUUCGCCAUCCUGAUGUUCGCCAUUAUCGGCCUGGAGUUCUACAGCGGAAAACUGCACCGUACCUGCCUACCACUGCCCAACAUCCUGGAGAAUGAGACGGUGGACUCCUCUGAGUGGGAGUUUCCCUGCGGAGUGAGGAAGUGUCCUGAAAAAUACGACUGCAACGGCACGUGGAGUGGCCCCAACGACGGCAUCACACAGUUCGACAACAUCCUGUUCGCUGUGCUCACAGUCUUUCAGUGCAUCACCAUGGAGGGCUGGACCGCCGUCCUCUACAACACCAACGAUGCCUUAGGCCCCACCUGGAACUGGCUAUAUUUCAUCCCACUAAUAAUAAUCGGCUCCUUCUUUGUGCUGAACCUGGUGCUGGGAGUCCUGUCAGGGGAGUUCGCCAAGGAGAGGGAGAGAGUGGAGAACCGGCGCGCCUUCAUGAAGCUAAGGAGACAGCAGCAGGUCGAGAGGGAGCUCAAUGGCUACCGGGCCUGGAUCGACCGAGCAGAGGAGGUCAUGCUAGCGGAAGAGAAUAAGAACUCAGGAACAUCCGCUUUAGAUGUGCUUAAAAGAGCCACCAGCAAGAAGACCCGUCUGGGUGGGGUUCGGCGUGGACCAGGAGAGGACAAGUACGCGGACAUGUCAGCCGGGGGUGUGCCGAGGGCCAGGUUCAGCCUGGGCACAGCAAAGAGGGGCCCGUCGGCGUACUUCCGGCGCAAGGAACGCAUGCUGCGCAUCUCCAUCCGGCGCAUGGUGAAGACCGACAGCUUCUACUGGACUGUGCUGGGCCUGGUGGCCCUCAACACCAUCUGCGUGGCCAUCGUGCACCACAACCAGCCCGACUGGCUCUCCGUCUUCCUCUACUAUGCGGAGUUCGUCUUUCUGGGCCUGUUCCUCAUGGAGAUGUUUCUGAAAAUGUACGGCCUGGGACUUAGACUCUACUUCCACUCCUCCUUCAACUGCUUUGACUGCGGGGUGAUCGUGGGCAGCAUAUUCGAGGUGGUGUGGGGGUUCUUCCGGCCAGGCGUGUCCCUGGGCAUCAGCGUCCUGCGUGCCCUUCGGCUGCUCAGGAUCUUUAAAAUAACAAAGUACUGGGCGUCUCUGAGGAACCUGGUGGUGUCUCUGAUGAGCUCCAUGAAGUCCAUCAUCAGCCUGCUCUUCCUGCUCUUCCUCUUCAUCGUGGUCUUCGCUCUCCUGGGCAUGCAGCUCUUCGGUGGCAGGUUCAUCUUUGAUGAUUACACACCUACGAACUUUGACACCUUCCCAGCCUCCAUCAUGACCGUGUUUCAGAUUCUGACCGGAGAGGACUGGAACGAGGUGAUGUAUAAUGGCAUUCGUUCCCAGGGUGGGGUCCAGUCAGGCAUGUGGUCCUCCAUAUACUUCAUAGUGCUCACGCUGUUCGGGAACUACACUCUGCUGAAUGUGUUCUUGGCCAUCGCUGUGGACAAUCUGGCCAAUGCUCAGGAGCUGACAAAGGUGCAGGAGGAAGAGGAAGAGGAGGAGUUUUUCAAUCAGAGACACGCCCUGCAGAAAGCCAAGGAGGCUGGCCCUAUGUCCUCCCUGAUGUCCUCAGAUAGGAGGAGGAGACACUACCUGUACAGGAAGCGCGCCAUCCACAGGAGCCGGCCCGCCUACGUCGAUGAGGGCGGGGCAGAGAAUGCGUCAGAGCCGGUGGACAGCCAGCCCCUCAACGGCACCCGCAAGGAGAGGAGGAAGAGGAUGAACAUGUCGGUGUGGGAGCAGAGGACCAAUCAGCUGAGGAAGAGGCGGCAGAUGGCGAGCCGGGAGGUGCUGUUCGGCAGCCCUGGCGAGGACCUGGACACGCCGUCCAGCUGCCAGCUGCAGCGCCGGCCGACGCUGUCGCCCGCGGAGAGCCCGCACCGCCUGCCCGAGUCGCCCAUGUCGGUGGCCAUGCCGCUGCCUGAGCCGCCCAUGUGCGUGUCCAUCCCGCUCCCGGAGCCGCCCGAAUCCGAGCCCUUCCCUGUGCCAGACGAGCGUCCCGCGAGGGGCCUCAACGGGAACCGGAGGCAGCGGGUGGUGCGGAGGUUCCGCCCCCCGCCUGGGGGCGGCAUGGGGCCCGAGGAUGGGGCGCGGCCCCGGAGACACCGGCACCGAGAGUCCCGCCCGGACAUGCGCAGCCGGGACACCUCGCAAGGGCAGGAGGGGCCCCAGGGCGGCUCGACGAGGAGCCGGGCAGUGGAGGGCGAGCCGGAGGAGAGGACGGAGAGAGAGGAGAGGGAGGAGAGAGAGGAGAGACCGGCGCAGGGUGGGAGGGCAGAGGUCGAGGGAGACGGCCCCCUGGCAGAGAGAGGAGAGGAGCAGGCGAGGUUGGGUGAUGCUGAGCUGCCGGAGUUUCCCGCGUUUGCUGAGAACCAGGAGAUGCAGCCCAUGCUCAGCCCCCCGCAGCAGGAGGAGGGGGAUGCAGGGGCCUGCCAGCAGGGGGAGCCGCCCCCGCAGCGGGUCCUGGAGGAGUAUGUCCUCGAGGCCUCGGACCUCACCCUCGCUGUGAACGAAGCCGAGAAUAACCCCGCCUCUCUGAACCGGGACGACCCCGCCCUGGACUCCAGCGUGAUGAUUGAGAUGGCAGGUGUGCAGUCACUGAUGGAGCUCACCCCCAUGACAGGGAACAGUAAGGACACAGAGGCUGCCAGAUCUGAGAAGGAGGAGGAGGAGGAGGAGGAGGAGGAGGAAGGCCCCACCAAACCCAAGCCUGUGCCACCGGACAGCAUGUUCAUCUUCAAGUCCUCCAAUCCAAUCAGGCGGGUGUGUCACUAUGUGGUGACCCUUCGUUACUUCGAGAUGACCAUCCUGCUGGUGAUCGUGGCCAGCAGCAUUGCCCUGGCGGCCGAGGACCCCGUCUGCACCAACUCCGAGCGCAACAAAGUUCUCCGUUACUUUGACUACGUCUUCACUGGAGUGUUCACCUUUGAAAUGAUCAUUAAGAUGAUUGAUCAGGGCCUGAUCCUGCACGAUGGCUCAUAUUUCCGUGAUCUGUGGAAUAUUCUGGACUUCAUUGUGGUUGUGGGAGCUCUGAUCGCCUUUGCCCUGACGAAUUUGAUUGGGAACAAUAAGGGUCGAGAUAUCAAGACCAUCAAGUCCCUUCGAGUCCUACGAGUCCUGAGACCUCUCAAGACGAUUAAAAGACUCCCUAAACUCAAGGCCGUGUUUGACUGCGUGGUGACCUCCCUGAAGAACGUCUUCAACAUCUUGAUCGUCUAUAAGCUCUUCAUGUUCAUCUUUGCUGUCAUCGCCGUCCAGCUCUUCAAGGGGAAGUUUUUCUACUGCACUGACGGGUCGAAGGACACGGAGAAGGAGUGCCAGGGGUACUACAUCGAUUAUGAGAAAGACAAGAAGGAGGUGAAGAAGAGGGAGUGGAAGAGGCACGAGUUUCACUACGACAACGUCAUCUGGGCCCUUCUCACUCUGUUCACCGUGUCGACCGGAGAGGGCUGGCCACAGGUCCUGCAGCAUUCUGUGGAUGUGACGGAGGAGGACAGGGGUCCGAGCCGGGGGAACCGCAUGGAGAUGUCCAUCUUCUACGUGGUCUACUUUGUGGUCUUCCCCUUCUUCUUCGUCAACAUCUUCGUGGCCCUCAUCAUCAUCACCUUCCAGGAGCAGGGUGAUAAGAUGAUGGAGGAGUGCAGCCUGGAGAAGAAUGAGAGGGCCUGCAUAGACUUUGCCAUCAGUGCCAAACCGCUGACCCGCUACAUGCCUCAGAACCGGCAGACUUCCCAGUACCGGCUCUGGCACUUUGUGGUGUCCCCCUCGUUUGAGUACACCGUGCUGACCAUGAUUGCCCUGAACACCGUGGUGCUGAUGAUGAAGUAUUACUCAGCUCCAGCGGCCUACGACACCGUCCUCAAGCACCUGAACACGGCCUUCACUGUCCUCUUCUCCCUUGAGUGCAUCCUCAAGAUCCUUGCCUUCGGCUUCAUGAAUUACUUCCGGGACACGUGGAACAUUUUUGACUUCAUCACCGUCCUGGGCAGCAUCACUGAGAUCGUGGUGGACCUGCAGUCAGUGAACACCAUUAACAUGAGUUUCCUGAAGCUGUUCCGCGCUGCACGGCUCAUUAAGCUGCUGCGGCAGGGCUACACCAUCCGCAUCCUGCUCUGGACCUUCGUGCAGUCCUUCAAGGCUCUUCCCUACGUGUGCCUGCUGAUCGCCAUGCUGUUCUUCAUAUACGCCAUAAUCGGCAUGCAGGUGUUUGGAAACAUCAAACUGAACGAUGAAAGUCACAUCAACCAGCACAACAACUUCAAGACCUUCUUCAGUGCCCUCAUGCUCCUAUUUAGGAGUGCCACGGGGGAGUCCUGGCAGGAGAUCAUGCUGUCCUGCCUGGGGGGUCAGGAGUGCGAGCCUGACCCCUCCAUUGCCCCGCCCUUUAUGUCCCCGGACCACGAGGGCGGCUGCGGCACUGACUUCGCCUAUUUCUACUUCGUCUCCUUCAUCUUCUUCAGCUCCUUCCUGAUGCUCAACCUGUUCGUGGCCGUGAUUAUGGACAACUUCGAGUACCUGACGCGAGACUCCUCCAUCCUCGGGCCUCACCACCUGGACGAGUUUGUGAGGAUCUGGGGGGAGUACGACCGCGCAGCAUGUGGGCGUAUCCACUACACUGCCAUGUACGAGAUGCUGACCCACAUGUCCCCUCCGCUUGGCCUCGGCAAGAAAUGCCCUGCCAAAAUCGCCUAUAAGCGGCUGGUCCUGAUGAACAUGCCGGUGGACGAGGACAUGUCCGUCCACUUCACCUCCACGCUGAUGUCCCUGAUCCGCACGGCCUUGGAGAUCAAGAUUGCGCGAGGAGGGGAGGACCGGGAGCAGCUGGACGCUGAGCUUCAGAAGGAGAUCAGCAUCAUCUGGCCACACCUGUCCCAGAAAACGCUGGACCUGCUGGUGCCGCUCAACACAGACAGCACCAUGACGGUUGGAAAGAUCUAUGCUUCCAUGAUGAUUAUGGACUAUUACAAGCAGAGCAAAGCCAAAAAGCUGAGGCAGCAGCUGGAGGAGCAGAAGCAUGCAUCCAUGUUCCAGCGCAUGGACGCCUCCUCUCUGCCUCAGGAGAUCCUCUCCAGCGCCUCGGCACUGCCCUUCCUGUCCCACAGCGCGGGCUCUGCACUGACCAGAGGGGGUUUCGUGGCUCUGAGCCCCAUCUCCCCUCAGGAGCUGUUUAUGCAGCCCGGAUCAGCAGGGAUGGAGGACAGUGAGGACUACCACCCCCUGCACCCUCACCAGCAAGCUCGGGUACGGGAGAGCAGGGAGUUACACACACAGGUGACUCCGCUGCAGGUGCCAGGGAGGGUGGGGUCGGCCCGGGCCUCCUCUCUACCUCACCUGGCGGUAGAGACACAGGUGGUGACAGACGGCAGCUCGAUGAAGCGCUCCUUCUCCACCAUCGGUGAGCAGCGGGUGAACGGACUGUGGCGGGACGAGCACUCCAUGGAGAGGGUGAGCCCCGAGCGGGCCCACAAACCCCGGCAGCGGAGCUACAAGGGAGCAGGCUCCAGGGCGGGGCACUGGCACCAGGGUGACCGGGAGAGGGGCCGGUCCCGCGAGCGGCGACACCUGCUGUCCCCAGACCCUUCGCGCUGCAACUCGGAGGAGAGAAGCCAGCCGCGGUCACGCACCCCCAGCGAGAGCCGGGAGCACACGCCCCACAAAGAGGGUAACAGCUCGGACAGCCCAGUCCCGUCCACCUCAGAGUCCAGCACCCCCAGCGGCCGGCGGCAGACGCCCGCGCGGGUACGCCCCCACAUCUCGUACUCCCCGCUGGUGUGCCACGCCCACUCCUCCCCGCCCGCGGGUGACGGGCGCGGCCCGCUGCCCCAGGAGGGCGAGUGGGAGGAGGGAGAGGAGGCGGCGGCGGGGGCGGGGCUGGGGCUGGGGGGCGGGGCCUACACCUCGGAGCCUUACCUGGCUCUGCAGGAGCAGGAUGAGCGGCACAGCCCCGACUCCGCCGGCCAGCAGGAGACGCUCACCUUCGAGGCUGCCGUGGCAACCAGCCUGGGCCGCUCCAACACCAUCAGCUCCGCCCACCAGCUGCGGCACGCCUGGCAGGUGCCCAACGGCCACUUCCGCAAGCGCCUGGCGCAGUCCACCUCCGUGGCCGGCGGGGAGCUCUUCAGUGACGCCGAGGAGGACGACCGCUGCUGAGAGGGGGAGCGAAGCGGAGGGAAGGAGGGGAGAAAAACGAGAG
Molecule: messenger RNA, 6948 nt
Organism: Megalops cyprinoides (Indo-Pacific tarpon)
Lineage: Eukaryota; Metazoa; Chordata; Actinopteri; Elopiformes; Megalopidae
Product: voltage-dependent R-type calcium channel subunit alpha-1E-like
Exons: 47
Coding region: 78-6905 (2275 amino acids)
Biological process (GO): chemical synaptic transmission; calcium ion import across plasma membrane
Cellular component (GO): voltage-gated calcium channel complex; membrane; neuronal cell body
Molecular function (GO): high voltage-gated calcium channel activity
Source: RefSeq, a predicted model, not a curated record